Aspergillus bombycis is the source of this 738-nucleotide messenger RNA. RefSeq names its product SDR family NAD(P)-dependent oxidoreductase. The coding region runs from base 1 to 738 and encodes 245 amino acids. Lineage: Eukaryota; Fungi; Ascomycota; Eurotiomycetes; Eurotiales; Aspergillaceae. The record is from RefSeq and is a predicted model, not a curated record. Gene Ontology annotation, molecular function: oxidoreductase activity, acting on the CH-OH group of donors, NAD or NADP as acceptor. The transcript is spliced from 5 exons.
AUGGCCCGUCUCCUCAACAAAGUAACCCUCAUAACCGGCUCCUCCUCAGGAAUAGGAAGGGCCAUUGCCCUUCGGUACGCACAGGAAGGCGCACAUAUAGUCUGCACAGAUCUAUCGCCAACCGCGCGAUCCCAGGUUCCAGAUGAAGUCGAGAUAACUACCCACGACGCGAUUAUCAAAGCGGGCGGGCGAGCCAUCUACGUCCAAACAGACGUCAGCGAUGCCCACCAAAUGGAACGAGCGGUGCAAACAGCCGUCACAGAGUUCGGUCGACUAGAUAUUUUAGUCAACAACGCCGGGCUCUCCACAGACACCCGGAAUCCAACCCGCGUUCACGAAACAGACGAACAUGACUGGGACACGAUCCUUCGGGUCAACACGAAGUCGGUCUUCCUUGGCUGCAAUUCUGUGUGGGGGUUGGUAGGAGGGUUGGGUGCUCCGGCUUAUUGUGCGUCCAAAGGAGCUAUCGUCAACUUUACUCGACAGCUGGCGCUGGAUUAUGCCCCUGAUCGGAUUCAUGUGAAUGCUAUUUGUCCUGGGGUUAUUUACACAGCUAUGGUACGCGAUGUUGAGGAGGGCUCGCCCUCUACAAUGGAGGCGCUACGUCGGAUGCAGCCCUUUAGAGGGCUUGGACAACCAGACGAUGUUGCCCGAAUGGCGGUGGUGUUGGCUAGUGACGAUGCCAGCUUAGUGACGGGGGUUUCCUUGCCAGUUGAUGGGGGAUUCACAGCCCACUAG